Molecule: messenger RNA, 2193 nt
Organism: Fopius arisanus
Lineage: Eukaryota; Metazoa; Arthropoda; Insecta; Hymenoptera; Braconidae
Exons: 7
Coding region: 229-1629 (466 amino acids)
Source: RefSeq, a predicted model, not a curated record
GUGAACCUACAGUCAUUCCGUACGUUUCAUUGUGUUACUGGCUUAAUACGAAUCCUCCCUUCUUCAGGUAGUGAAGUACCGUUGGCUGGACUAAGUUUAACGCCAGUCAGGCUAAAGCAUCAGGAGCGUCAGGUGCAUGAACUCUGGCGUUGCCUCAUUCCUAAAAAAAAAUAAAUUCCCUCCAAGAAUUUACCGGAGACUUCUCAAAUUUAAACCAAGAAUAGUAAAAUGCGACUUCUGCAAAGUGCAAUAGUUUUCAUACUAUUGGGUGCUGUGAUUUCUGAUAAAAAUGAUGAUGUCGAUAUAUCCAGUGUCUUCAUGGAAGCAGCGAGCACUUUCUUCUCCGACGAUUCGUCUGGUGCCAACAAAUUCGCCGAUGGCGAUGAUGACAGAAAAGCCGGAGCAGGUAGCGGUCUAGGUCAGGUGCUGUCGGGUCUCGGGAACCUGAUGGCAAGUGCCUCCAGCGGCCAGAACAAAGGUAAUGAUCAAGGUGGAAUGGACCUCUCCAUGCUGGGUCCACUCCUGCAGAUGGUUGCCACAGCCUCCGGUGGUGGUCAAAAAUCGAAUCACGAAACUGAGAGAUCCAAAGGUUCAGGCUUUGAUUUUGAGAGCAUGAUCAAUCUCGCGGGCAUGUUCAUGGGUGCUAACAACAACAACAACAACAACAACAUGGGUGGACUGAUGGGUCUUCUACCAAUGAUUCUGGAUAACAUCAAUGGCGGGUCACAGGGUGGACGCAGCCAUGAUCAUUCUGGACACUCCUGGUACAUGCCACCGGUUCUGGAGAAUAUUCAUGUCAUGUGGGAUCACUUCAUCAAUUCGGAGCUUGGGCAGACCCUCUGGAAGAACAGCGGUCUAGCCAAUAUCGUUGGAUCGAUGACCGAUGAGACUGGACAAAUCAGGUAUGGAGAUAUAUUGGAGAGCUUUGAGAACCCGAGCAUCAGACGCCGAUGGCUGAGAUCCUUAACCAAUUUCGUUGCUGAGUGGAUCUCUCAUAUUUCCGAUCCAACGAUUCAGCAGCGAUAUUUGACAACCGCUCAAUUUGUGGGGAACAGCUUCUUGAAGUCACAGGGAUUUCCCAAAUCAGCUUUAUUCGAUCCAGCGCGACCAGCAGAAAGUCUCACGAGAUUGGUAAAUGCCGGAGCGACGAAAUAUCUUAACAUGAACCUGGACAGUGCAACCUACAUAAAACCAGCAAUGGCAUACCUUCAAGAGCUCAUCCGAUUAGCUUCUGAGAAAGGGUUCAUCAUGUCGCGAGUAAAUGCUAAUGAGCUCAGUAAUCGUCUCAGUGAGACCAUAAACAAUGACUUUAUUGCUCCCCUCCUGAAGACAUACCGGGCUUACAAAUGGGCAUUAAAAUCACCCCAAUGCGCAACUCACAUCUUCUGCGUGAUCAACCAGAAUGUAAAUGAUGAGAGUCGAGAGGUUGCACUGAGAAGUGCUCUCAUUAAACUCAGUAGUUAUCCAGCAGCCUGGACCUUGAGCACUAAAACAUACGUCAACUUUUGGACACUUUAUGGCGCCAUCCAAGAGGGCGACGAAUGCUUCAAUAAAUUCCCAGUCGACUGCAACGAUUUCCACGAAGAGGAGAUUCGAGUGACAACAGAAGCGAUUCACAACGAACUGUAAAAUCACACGUCCCGACGUUUCAUAGACAUUUAAAUUGAACUAAAUUAAUUCCAACAGACGCAUCAAGAUGAUUUCAGAAGAUCGGCCAUCUCGUGUACACAUGUUAGAUUAUUAAGAAAAAAAUUCAAGUGAAAGAUGAGAAAAACAAGUCGAAGAUUGAUCUGAAUUUAAUGGAUGUUGGGAUAAUAUUACACUUGCAUUUCAAAAGAUUCAUUGAGAAUCGAUUUGAAUCGAGUGAAUCUGACUUCAGGAUCGUAGGUAAAUAUAUCUAGAUGAAUGCCUCAACUUCGGUGCAAUAAUUAUUUAGUAUGUUGUGGUCAUCGUCAUUCAUAUUUACAUUAUAUUCAUAAUUGUCUUGUAAAUAUUAGAUAGAAUUCGAAAUGAAUUGUGUAAAAUGUACAAAAUUAAUCAGAUUUUCGUAUCCGUUGGUUGAAUCCUUAACUGAAUUCAGUUCUAUAUUUGGUAUUACUUUUUUUUAAUGCUCUUGCAGGCCCAUUCGAGUCCCUCCUGCAAUGAUUGUUGAUAUAAAUUUAUUAAGUGAUGAAUAAAUCAUUGUAAACAUCA